AGUUAACCGUUGAGUGAAUAAAAGAAUUAUCCUUCCAAAAGUAUUGCUCUCAUCUAAAACAGCAGAAGCGAAAAAAUGAGUAGCAGCGCUACUUCCGCCCUCUCUCUGAAUCCGUUAACUUCUGGCGCCAUUCACAAACGCAAUUACCCUUCAAAUUUAACCCCAUCAUCAUCAAUCUGCUGCUCCCAGAAUCAACAGCAGCCUAAUCUCUCAGUUCUUCGCUUCACGCUUGGAAUACCUGGAUUGGAUGAAUCUUACCUGCCCAGAUACAUUGGAUAUGGAUUUGGGGCGCUUCUAGCGGUGAAUCAUUUUCUGGGCUCCGAUUCUUCAUCCAUCACUUCAGCUCAACUUAGAACGGAGGCAUUAGGACUUUCUCUUGCAUCAUUUUCUGCACUUGUCCCUUACCUCGGAAGAUUUCUCAAGGGGGCUUCUCCAAUUACUCAAAAAAGCAUACCUGAGGGUGUGGACCAAAUCUUUGCCAUGUCACGGGAUAUCGCUCCUGGAUUGAGGGAAGAUUUGGCUUGGGGAACAUAUGUCCUCUUGCGUAAUACAAACUCAAUAUCGGUGCUCAUUUCAGUUGAAGAUGCUUUAUGUGUGCGUGGUUAUUGGAGUGUGCCUAAGUUUAUGCCAAAAGAAAGCAUCCCUGAUUGGUUCCGGAAGCAGACACAAAAGAUUGGGUUGUCCGAGUUAAAGGAUGUCAUGUAUCUCCAACAGUCAGCAGAUUCGGAGCUGAAGGAGAUGGUUCCUGUGGGUACUAGGUCUCUCCUUGUGCAACCUAUCCGAGAAGCUCGUCAAUUAAGCUCGAGCCAAACAGAGGCGAGGAUGGGCUUCGUCCUGUUGGCUUCUGGAGUCGACUAUGCAUUUACUGAGAAAGACAUAGCAUGGAUAGCUUCCAUCGCCAGCAAAUUUAGUGGUAUAGUUCUAUCUUCAUAUUUGUAGAAUCUAGAUUAUUAUCCUAUAACUUAUAUGUUCAAGAUUGCAUAAGUAGGUAGUUUGUAUUCUGUUCACUUUGGUUGUAAUGCAUAAGAAUAUGCCCAUCAUUUAAAUUCCUUAAUUCUCUUCCA
Molecule: messenger RNA, 1064 nt
Organism: Salvia hispanica
Lineage: Eukaryota; Viridiplantae; Streptophyta; Magnoliopsida; Lamiales; Lamiaceae
Gene: HCF208
Product: chaperone (DUF2930)
Biological process (GO): cytochrome b6f complex assembly
Source: RefSeq, a predicted model, not a curated record